Molecule: messenger RNA, 777 nt
Organism: Suillus subaureus
Lineage: Eukaryota; Fungi; Basidiomycota; Agaricomycetes; Boletales; Suillaceae
Exons: 5
Coding region: 1-777 (258 amino acids)
Source: RefSeq, a predicted model, not a curated record
AUGGUUGUUAAUAUCACACCGAAAAUCAAACAUGUUAGGCCAAAACUCACUGUGACACAGAAGGCCAACCAUCGCAAAAAGGCUGUUGGCCUUUCAAAUGCCAUUGAUGAGGCAUGGGAAGCAUAUCAGGAGGAAGCUGCAGUUAUUUCAGAAAAAUACAAAUGGAGCACCAAGUGGACUCAGCUCCAGUUGCACAACAAUAGAGGCCUGCGCCUGCACCAAAAACCUAAUGCAUGGAAUGCAUUCACAAGUCAAAAACUGAAUGAAGUGAACCAAGGUAUUAGCAUUGAAGGCUUCUACAUUGCAGUUCGUGGUGAUGUUGAACAUUUUCAUGAAUUGAAGAUUUUCUACACACCCAAAGCCCAGUCCUUCAUCAAGGAGAUCUCACAUCUCAAUCCAAAGCAUUUUGCACUCAAGUUCAAAUCAUGGGUAACUGGUAAUUUUGAUACUCAUGCUGAUUCAACACACCAUUUGUCUCCCACCAAGUUGAUUAAUUUAUGUUGCACCAACAUUCAGGAGGGACUCAAUGCCAUCAUGAGAAAAUGCAACUUGUCGAAGAAGAUUAAGAUGAACUAUGACAACUACAAGAAGAAAAUCAUCAAGAUGCACAGCAUUGCACUUGAGGGCUGGACAUGCGGCAAGGUUCAGAACCCUGGCAAGAUUUGCCAUUGCAAAGACCUGGUAACACUCCUUGAUGCAUUGGUGAAUGAACAAUGCUUGUGGAUUCAACUUACCCAAGAGCAAGUGGAGCAGCACAUAGCAGGUAACCGUGAAUGA